Molecule: messenger RNA, 2001 nt
Organism: Didymodactylos carnosus
Lineage: Eukaryota; Metazoa; Rotifera; Eurotatoria; Philodinida; Philodinidae
Source: the annotation of a GenBank genome assembly
AUGCCUCCCACAAAUACGAUAGUAAAAUCGGCUGAUGAACAGGAAUCAAUAGUAUCGUUUGACAAAGAAGAUAGUAAAAAUGCUUUCAUUCCGGCUAUCAAACAUCCACUUGAACCUCUUACGAUCAAAGAAAUUCAACUUGCAGUGAGCUUAUUACGAAAACAUGAAAAUGUUACACCAAGAACACGAUUUGUAUCAAUUCAACUGAAAGAACCAUUAAAACAAUUUGUGCAUGAUUUCACUGGUGAUCAGCCAAUUCAUCGUGCAGCUAGUGCCGUUUUAUUUGAUAAUCAACUCAAUUCAUGUUACGAAGCAAUAUUAUCAUUAACCGAUCGACAAAUUUUAUCGUUUAAACAUGUACCCGGUGUGCAGCCGACAAUGACCAUCGAUGAACAAGUUGAAUGUGAACAAGCUGUUCUUCAGUCACAAGAAUUUCACGAUAUGGUGAAAAAGAAUUAUGGUAUUGAAGAUAUGUCAUUGAUUAUGUGCGACAUUUGGUCGGCAGGCUAUUAUGGUGAGGAAGAAGAACGCAGCAAUCGUUUAGCUCGUCCACUGUGCUUUGUUCGAUCAGAUCCAACAGAUAAUGGUUACACACGUCCGAUUGAAGGUUUGAGACCGGUUGUAGAUUUGAAUAAAAUGAAAGUGAUUCGUAUCGAAGAAUAUAAUCAUUAUCCCAUUCCCUGUGUAACGUGUAAUUAUGCCGCCGAUCGUACACACAACGCUAGAAAUGAUAUUCGUCCAUUAGAGAUUGUUCAACUACAAGGUCCAAGUUUUCACGUUGAUGGUAAUCAAGUCUAUUGGCAAAAAUGGAAAUUUGUUAUUGGAUUUAGCAUGCGUGAAUCAUUAACAUUACAUCAUAUUUGUUAUGAAAAUCGUUCAAUUCUUUAUCGUGCAUCACUAACUGAAAUGGUCGUACCCUAUGGUGAUCCAGCACCUCAACAAGCCCGCAAAAAUGCAUUCGAUUGUGGGGAAUAUGGUCUCGGUUGUUGUACCAAUAGUCUUGAACUUGGUUGUGAUUGUCUAGGAUUAAUUAAAUAUUUUGAUGCUAAUCUUUGUACGAGUCGUGGUGAACCCUUCAUAAUUAAAAAUGCAGUUUGUAUGCAUGAAGAAGAUGCCGGUAUUCUUUGGAAACAUACUGAUCGACGACUGUGCACUCCCGAAAUUCGCCGAUCUCGUCGUCUCGUCAUUUCAUCAAUAGCCACGGUUGAAAAUUAUGAGUAUGGUUUUUACUGGUAUUUGUAUCAAGAUGGUAACAUUCAGUUUGAAGUUAAAAUGACGGGUGUUCUAUCGUUGGGCGCGAUUCCACCCGGAGAAAAGUCACCUUAUGGGGCACUCGUUGCACCAGCACUCGUCGGUCCCUAUCAUCAACAUUUCUUCAAUGUACGCCUCGACCUGGAUAUUGAUGGUAUCAACAAUACAGCUUAUCAACUCGAUGUUGUGGCGGAUCAAAUAGGUCCGAAAAAUCCGUAUCAUAAUGCAUUCCAAGUAAAAAGCACACGUCUAGACACCGAAAAACAAGCGCGUGCCAAUUUAAAUUUGGAGACAUCGAGAACAUGGAAAAUCGUGAAUGAAAAUGUUUUAAAUAAUUUAGGCGAACCAGUUGGUUACAGAUUUAUGCCUGGUGACAAUUGUAUCCCAUUUGCUCCCCGCACUGCUUGGUGGCGCAAACGUGCAAGAUUUGUCGAUCAUCACGUAUGGAUAACACCGAAUUGUGACGAUGAACGAUUCAGUGGCGGAAUGCAUCCAAAUCAAAGUCAAGGGGACCGUGAUACUCUUUGGCAUUGGACAGAAAAAGAUCGUGCAAUAACAAAUAGUGAUAUCGUUCUUUGGUACACAUUCGGUCAUACACAUAUUCCACGUCCAGAAGAUUUUCCUGUUAUGCCAGUUACGUGUGUCGGUUUUAUGUUAAAACCAAAUGGUUUCUUUAAGAUAAAUCCGGCUAUCGACCUGCCAAGAUCAGAGAAAAAAGAAGAAUGCGAUAAGAAAAGCUGCUGUCAAUAG